AUGGCUGCUGUAGACAUAAUCUCUGUGGCAGUGGAAAAUAACCCAGCACCCUUUCUCUCAAACCUUCGCUUUGCGAUUGCGUACGAGGUUCGAGAGGCGCUCUCUGACGACAUCGAGUGGCGCGUCGUCUACGUCGGUUCAGCGUCGUCCGAAUCUUAUGACCAGGAGCUCGACGCUGUUCUGGUACCCGCGGAUACCCCUGGGCGCUUUGCGUUUGUCUUGGAGGUGCCACCGCCGCGACCAGAACGGAUACCAGAGGAAGAUGCCACGGGGGUUACGAUCGUACUCGUGACCUGCAGUUAUCGUGGGCAGGAGUUUAUCCGGGUAGGAUACUAUCUAUGUAACGAGUAUCCACCGGAGGUUUUGAAAGAGGCGGCUAGCAGCGUGAAGCAGCGACUAGUCCAGGCUGGUAUGAGCGAAGCGGAGGCAGAAGCACAGGCUGCAGCAACGGUGGAGAUUUCGCCACCACAGUGGGACAAACUCCUGCGCAAUAUUCUAGCGGAGCAACCGCGGGUUACUCGUUUCCCUUGCAGUUUUGAUCGGAGUGUUCCGGCCAAGACACCUUCGACCAGUGUCGCGGCCACAGAUCAAAUAUAUUGA
Molecule: messenger RNA, 600 nt
Organism: Cyanidioschyzon merolae strain 10D
Lineage: Eukaryota; Rhodophyta; Bangiophyceae; Cyanidiales; Cyanidiaceae
Product: similar to anti-silencing factor
Exons: 1
Coding region: 1-600 (199 amino acids)
Biological process (GO): DNA replication-dependent chromatin assembly
Cellular component (GO): nucleus
Molecular function (GO): histone binding
Source: RefSeq, a predicted model, not a curated record